GUGAUCAGGGUGCUGGUAUGGGGUAUGGCAGUGAUCAGGAUACUAGUAUGGCGUAUGGUGGGGAUCAGGGUGCUGGUAUAGCGUAUGGUGUUGAUCAGGAGCACUGGUAUAGCGUUUGGCAGUGAUCAGGGAGCUGGUAUAGCGUUUGGCAGUGAUCAGGGUGCUGGUAUAGCAUAUGGCAAUGAUCAGGGCACUGGUAUGGCGUAUGGUGGUGAUCAGGGUGCUGGCAUGGCAUUUGGCAGUGAUAAGAAUGCUGGUAUGGGGUAUAGCAGUGAUCAGGUUGCUGGUAUGAUGUAUGGCAGUGAUCAGGAUGCUGGUAUGGUGUAUGGGAGCGAUCAGGAUGCUGUUAUGGGGUAUGACAGUGAUCAGGGUGCUGAUGUGGUGUAUGGUGGUGAUCAGGAUGCUGGUAUGGCAUAUGGGGGUGAUCAGGAUGCUGGUAUGGUGUAUGGAGGUGAUCAGGAUGCUGGCAUGGUGUAUGGGGGUGAUCAGAAUGCUGGAAUGGCAUACAGCGGUGAUCAGGACACUGGUAUGGCCUAUUGAGUGAU
Messenger RNA from Staurois parvus, 545 nucleotides. The record is from the annotation of a GenBank genome assembly. Lineage: Eukaryota; Metazoa; Chordata; Amphibia; Anura; Ranidae.